Molecule: messenger RNA, 1618 nt
Organism: Exaiptasia diaphana
Lineage: Eukaryota; Metazoa; Cnidaria; Anthozoa; Actiniaria; Aiptasiidae
Product: tRNA-splicing endonuclease subunit Sen34
Exons: 1
Coding region: 1-1143 (380 amino acids)
Biological process (GO): tRNA-type intron splice site recognition and cleavage; tRNA splicing, via endonucleolytic cleavage and ligation
Cellular component (GO): tRNA-intron endonuclease complex
Molecular function (GO): tRNA-intron lyase activity; nucleic acid binding
Source: RefSeq, a predicted model, not a curated record
AUGGCGGAUGAAGUCGAAGRAAAAGAAGAUGAGAAAAUUACUUUAUUUUCUGAUGGAAAUCGCGAAGUUUUUGUUUGGAACGCUGAGGAUGUUUUUAAGCUUAGAUCAAACUAUCGUAUAAUUGGCUCUCUAGUUGGUUCUCUUCCAAGAAAACCCAAACAGAAUGUAUGUUUGUCUUUGCCAUUGCUUUUGUCAGAAGACGAAACAACUUUGCUUUUACAGAAGAACUUAGCACGCCUUGUGRAAAGUCAAACAAAUCUUCCAUUUCCUUCUCAAGAAGAAGUAAAGGUAUUUCAUGAACUUAGAGAACAAAGCAUUAAGGAACAAAUCGAACUUUUUAGUGAAGAAAACAAAGAGAAAGAAAAAGAAAUGAGAGAUUAUAUUGAGGACGCAAGGAAAAGGAAGAAACGAAAAGGAAGGAAAAGACGUAUGGCAGAUAACGAGCAUAUACUAAAACCAGAGAAAUUCCCCAAAACAGAGGAUAGUGAAGAUCUYUUUCAUGAUAACAUUAGGACACAAGGGAAUGUGCUGCCAGAUACAAUUUCCAUUGAACRUGUAGGCAYUACUAAAGCAAACUUUCCAAAAAAAWUUGAUGAGAAUACUGUUAGAGAUGUGRCAMAAAAAGAAAGUCAKKUUUUAACUGCUGAUUCACUAUGCCCAGAWGACAUUCCAACCUCAKUUGACUCUGAAAUGACUUCUGCUACAGAUAAGAAGUCACACAACACCUCAAAAACUUCAGAAGCACAAGACAUAGCUCAAAAAGAAAAARCUUGUGUUAUACAAAUACCAACAAAAAUGCCAACAUGCAAAAUAAAUGAUCUACCAAUACAACAAUGGCAUUAUCCUACAACAGAACAAGAACAAAUUAAGUUCAAAAUYUUUAAAGAUUUGUGGGAAMAAGGAUAUUAUCUCACUUCAGGCUCAAAGUUUGGUGGUGAUUUUCUAGCCUAUCCCGGGGAUCCUUUCAAAUUUCAUUCAUUUUUUGUCGUCAUGGUAAUACCACAAUCUAAGAUGAUUGGAAUGCUAGAUUUGAUAGCAAUUGGACGAUUGGCUGCUACUGUGAAGAAGACGGCUGUGUUAGGUACAGUAGAUAGUAAUGGCGACGUUGUUUAUACAUCAAUCAAAUGGAGUGGAAUAAGUUAAGAGGUAAUUUUUGAAUGGUACAUGGAUGAGUUUUUAUAUUGUACAGAGUAGACAUACCAAAUUUGUGAAAUGAAUAGUACUUAUUUCUACUAAAUAGYGUUGACUAGACAAUAGAAGACAAAGAAAUUAGCUUAAYUUUGUCUAYAUUCUUUUGUACUAUUAAGUUCACAAAUUAAUUGCAUUCACUCCACUAUUGGCACAUGAUCAAUAAUAUAAUAUAAUAAUGUAAUUUAAGUCAAARCAGAGACAUUGUAUGUGUACUCACACAUUGUAAGAACACGAAGAAUAAUGCUCCAAGAAUUAUGGUCAUGGGAAUCAGGGUAAAGGUCACUCUUUCCAACAUUUUAGUAUUUGAAUGUAUAGUUGUAGUUUGCUCAUUCAUUGUUAUAUCAAUAACUUCAACACCAAAGUCUCACAUUUUUUAUUUCAAAAAGUCUCUAAAAUCAAUAAUUAUAUAUAAAAGUCUGUAAUCAUA